Molecule: messenger RNA, 1971 nt
Organism: Lingula anatina
Lineage: Eukaryota; Metazoa; Brachiopoda; Lingulata; Lingulida; Lingulidae
Molecular function (GO): oxidoreductase activity
Source: RefSeq, a predicted model, not a curated record
UACAUAACGCUUGUAAACUUGUUGAAGGCCGGUGUAACAGGAAUGGUAGGCCUAAUCCUAGGAACGGAACUCCGCGGUUCAGGUUAUAGCUAGGUUAGCGGCGUGACAAGAAUGAUAAUAAUUACAGGAAUGGUAGUCCAGGGUCCCAUGUGAUAAGUACAGGUUAGGUUAAGUCGGAGUAUUGGGGUUUGUAUGUGGGACCGUUGACAUCAAUAUUGUCACCUGUACAAAUUAAGUAAUGGGGAACGGACUACAGUGCUCAGCGGACUGCCAUUCCUGCCACACCUGUACACACACGUGGUUAUUCACAACCCCUAUACCGAUGUAACAGUACAAUCAACAAACGCUGUUCGGAGUUCAAUGAUUAGGCCUUUAUUGAUCGCGCCCCAGUUACACAUUCAGUCGACCCUGUGUUGUCCGCGGAGUAAACAUUAAUUACCCUGGACAAAAUGGCUAAGGUUCAGAUGGAGUACAACUUUUUAGGAAGGUCCGGGGUGAGGGUGUCAAACAUCUGCCUUGGAACUAUGACGUUUGGGAAGAUCAACGUAAUGGGAGGUCGUCCCGGCAACCUGGACGAGGAGGCCGCUCACGUCAUGAUGGACAGGUUUGCCGAGCUAGGAGGAAACUUUCUGGACACAGCCGACGCCUACCAGUUUGGGGAGUCGGAGAAAAUAGUGGGCAGCUGGCUUCAGAAACAGGACAGGGAGAAGUUUGUCUUGGCAACUAAGGUGGGUGUACCGAUGUCCUUCGAUGACCCGAACUCCCUGGGUACCAGCAGAAAACACGUCAUGCACGGCGUAGAACAGAGCCUGAAGAGACUGCAGACUGAUUAUAUUGACCUCUAUCAGACACAUGUUUGGGACAACGGCACUCCGGUGGAGGAAACGCUGCGUUCUCUCAGUGAUCUGGUCCGUGCUGGUAAGGUGCGGUAUAUCGGCGUCAGUAAUGUGGCUGGGUGGCAGCUACAGAAGAUAACAGACUUGGUCAAGUAUAUGGGGCUGGAGAAGGUGGUCAGCUUACAGCAACAAUACAACUUGCUGUGCCGUGAGACGGAAUAUGAAGUGUUAGACGUGUGUAUUAAUGAAGGCAUCGGGUUCUUACCAUGGAGUCCACUGAAGGGAGGCUGGCUGAGUGGUAAAUUUAAGCGUGGUAUGGGGGCUGGUGGCGCCUCUAGCAGUAGAAUAGGUUGGGUCAGUGAGAAAGCUGGGGAGCGCAUCCUGCAGUCGGCGCCAUCUUGGGAUCAGUAUGAUAACGACAAAACCUGGACACUUCUGGAGGCCAUGGAGAGAAUCGGGAAAGAACAUGGUAAGUCCGUGGCCCAGGUCGCCAUCCGCUGGUUAUUACAGAGGCCCACAGUGUCAGCUGUGAUCAUUGGAGCCACCAAGAUGUCACAAAUGGAGGACAAUAUUGGGGCGGCCGCUGGGUGGGAGCUCACGGAUGACCAGAUGCAGGAGCUGAAUAAACUGUCCAUGCCUGUGAUACCAUACCCGUAUGAAAUGAUCAGAAGAGCUAACAAAAUGAGGAAAGAGUCAGAAUUCUGAAAUGACCAGAGGAGCCACCAAAAUGAUAAAAGACACAGAUACGUGUAUCUUAAGUGGAGGGGUACCCACGGAAUCACUACAGCAAUAAUACAUGUGCAGGCACUAUAGCGUGCUGAUUGUCCAUGGAUAGGUUCUGUCCACUUCUGUUUGUUGUCACACAGCAAUUGUUGGCCAUUAUUUCUGAUCAGUGGUCUCUCCUCCAAAUCCCUGGAAUCUCGUUUUGUAGCGCGACACUUUGGGUUAUCUGGGACGAUUUUCCUUGGCAUACCACGGUGUAAACAGCAUUCAAGAAAAAUUAAUAAAUGGAUUCAAUCUUAAAAUAGAAAUUAUUGAUCUUUACCAUUAAAAUUAAAGCACAACAUUUGGUGUUACUAAAUGAUACGUGAUUCUUUAAAAAAAUAGAAUUUUAUAAUAAUUCUAUAUUGAACAA